AGGUCGUAUUGUGUAAGUGAUUUUUACUUCAAAAUUAGGGCGCGUAUUAAGUUUUUUAUUUGUUUUUCCCUCGUGUAUAUAUGCACACACAUCUGUAUAUAUGAUGUACGGCAGAAAUAUGUAUACAUGUGUACACGCAUAGCGACGGACUCAGAACCAAGUACGGUGGAAAAUGAUGAUGGAAAAAUCAGAUAAAAGAUAUUAAUAUUGAGCGGAUUGGUUCAUUGAUGUUGUGUCAUUUAUUUUUACGACAAUUUUGAAGAUUAUAUGAGUGAUUUCCUGUGUAAACAACAGUCGUUAAUUAGGCAAAAUAAUUACGAACGCAUAAAUUGAUUAGCUGACAAACAAUCAGCAGGUGUAUAAACAAACAUAUUCGCACAGUGUUAAGUGAUGGGAAAACGAGAGUAAUCAUAUUACAAUCUAAUUAACACUGAAAUAAACGAAGAUCAUUCCGUCGUUACAUUGGUGAAGCGGGUGUUAUUGUGUGUUGUUAUGGAAAGAAAAUAUCAUCGCAUAUGAAAAGUUUUCGACCAGUUUUCCCAAUAAAAUACGGUUCGGUUGAAUAAAGGAAUUUCGUGUUUUAAAAGAAAGAAAAGAAGAAAAAUAGAAAAUAAAGAAGAAAUCGGUGGAAGAAAAGGAAAAUUGUGGAGAGUGAUUGUAUAUUUAUUGUGCCGUAUUGAAUGGUUCGGCUGGGAGAAAUGGUUUCAAGAAAAAUAUCACGUUUUUAAAACCGUUGGAUUAUGCAAAUGGAUAUUUGAUUGAAAAUAUAAUAAAUCAUUUUUGAUUGAUGCGAACACAGCAAGUUCUAAAGCGUACACAAAAUGUAAAAAAGAUUAAUAUUUGUCAUCUUUUAUGAUAUCGAUAUCCAAUAAGACCAAUCAAGACGAAAAGAAAAUGUCAAACAUUGUCCUAAUCACAUCGGCUGAAAAUGACCUCGAGUGUAAACAUCGCAGUCAUCUUAUAUCAAUCAAUGACAAAACCGAUGGAAAUUGUUUCGCAUCGAAUGGUUCCAUCAAUGUUACUACUGGUGUUUUCCUAAUGGAAUGUAUUGUGUUGGCGAUGUAUCAAAAUCAUUUUUAAGGACAUGAGUUCCUCAUAUGGACAUUUGAGAAGUCAUGCGUUUAUUCGACAAAAAUGGAUUGAAGAUAAAAGAUCAUGAACUUGUAAGACGAACCAAUUUGAAUACAUUAUCGCCUUUGUACAACAAAAGACAACUAAAAUUUUCCCCGACAAAAUAUCACAAUGAUGUUCAUAAAGCGACUAUUACGUCACAUCGCACCAGUGAAAAUGAAAAGGAAUUUUGGCGCAUCAGCAAAAACAAUUUACUCAUAGCUAAGCUAUUUGCAAUUGGAAAUGUCGAUUGGACAAGUCUUGAAAAUGUUAUAAAAUUUGUAUAUUAUUGUUUGGUGAAUCCCGUUUUGUUUGAUGGCAGUGGUAGCGGUGCUGCAAUUUCAUUUGUAGAUAGAGCAUUCAAUAAAAUUGACACUGACAUAGAACAAUGUCCAUUGGGCGACAAUAGACAGCCGAAUGUGAAUUGGUCGUUGGUAAUAGACAAUUUCAUAAUUAGAUUAAUUCAUAUGGUCAAUGGUGACCAUAAUUUUGUGAGAGUGUUUACUAGUGACAACAUUUGUGCCAGAUUUUCUAAAUGUAAAAUAAUCGUAUCAUCAUUUGUAUAUAAUUGUGUUAAUAAUGUUUGUGAUACAUUUUUUACGAAAUGGAUAAAUUGUGUGGAUCCGAAACGAUCACCGUGUGGAUUUGAAAUAUUACUGAACAAUCACCAUAAUAAGCGAUGUGUUAUACGUACCCGGAACAGAACCAAAUCGAACCCAAUUUCAUGUGUAAAUAAAUUCCAAAAUGUUCUGCAUAUAGUCGACACAUUUCAUUUUCGCAACGAUCAUAAACUUUUCCAAUCAAAUGAGCUUGCCAACGAGAACGAUUUCGAAACGAAUUUGUCACCAGCGCAAACAAACUUAAAACUUCAUCAUAAUGGCGACGAAUAUAAUAAUUCCGCAUCCAAAUGUGAAAUAGCGAAAAGUUCUAUCAAAUGGCACCGACAACUUGCACACAAAUCAUUCCCGUUAUCAUCGUCACUUGAAAGUUCUGUUGGCAAUCGACGAUUUUCCAACGGAACCGAUUUAUCGAAAACCAAUAACUUCGGCUGCAGUGUCUUCAAACACCAUUUCCUUUUGAUAUUCUUCAUACUGAUUACAUGCACGCCCAUUAUUUCGGCGUCUUUGCAUAAUAUCAAAUACAGUACGAAUACCGUCAAAACGAAAUACGGAUUGCUGAGAGGAAUAAUGGUGCGGACGAAUCCGUCAGUCGAAGCUUUUUUGGGCGUACCAUAUGCAACCCCUCCAGUGGGAAGUUUACGGUUCAUGCCUCCAGUAACACCAUCAACAUGGCGUAAUACACGAUUAGCCGAUCGAUUUUCACCGGUCUGUCCUCAGGUUCCUCCAGUCUCCGGCGACGAUGCUCUAUUCGACAUACCCAGAGGAAGAUUGGCCCAAUUAAGACGUAUCCUGCCUCUGCUAUCAAAUCAAUCAGAAGACUGUCUCUACCUAAAUUUAUAUGUGCCAAGAUCAGACGAAACAAACGAAAUCAUUGAAAAUUCUAUGGCCACUAUAGUCUAUGUGCAUGGGGAAUCUUACGAAUGGAAUUCUGGUUCUAUCUACGACGGAUCUAUAUUGGCUGCACAUGGAAAUGUGAUUGUCGUAACAAUAAAUUUUCGAUUAGGUGUUUUGGGCUUUCUGAAAACUGGCGCUAAGGGCAGUGCUCAAGGAAACUUUGGGCUAAUGGAUCUAGUAGCUGGUUUGCAUUGGCUACGUGAAAAUUUACCAGCUUUUAAUGGAGAUCCGUCUAAAGUUGUUCUUAUGGGCCACGGCACCGGUGCAUCUCUUGCCAACAUAUUAAUGGUUUCACCAGUUGCAAGCGAUCUCAUAAAUCGUGCCAUAUUAAUAAGCGGAUCGGCAUUAUCACCGUGGGCAAUACAAAAAGAUCCACUCUAUGUAAAACGUAAAGUAGCUGAAGGUACGGGUUGCCAUGGUGAUUUACUGGAUGAUGAUAUGGCUCCAUGUUUGCGUACAAAGCCUCUAGCUGAUUUAUUAUCGGUGACUAUUGAUUCACCCAGAUUUCUCCCGGGAUUUGCACCGUUCGUUGAUGGUACAGUAAUCGUUAAUCCAGCAACUAGUGCCACUCCACUUACACUGCCCGCUGGUUCAGCCAUCGCAAGUACGGCCGGCAUCGAAUUAGCUGAUUUUCCUACGAAAGAGCUACUCUUCGGUCUUACGUCAAUGGAAUCGUAUUUGGAUUUAAGCGCCCAGGAUUUGGAAUUCGGUUUCAAUGAAACACGACGAGAUCGCAUUUUACGAACAUACGUUCGGAACGUCUAUCAUUACCAUCUCAAUGAAAUUUAUUCUGCCUUAAAAAACGAAUAUACCGACUGGGAAAGACCACCCCGUAACCCGAUGGGGUCAAGAGAUGCAUCGCUUGAAUUGUUAAGUGAUGGCCAUACAGCUGCACCUUUGGUUCGAUUAGGUUAUCUGCAUAGUUUACGAGGUGGACGAUCGUAUUUUUUACAUUUUAGACAUCAGUCUGGCGAACGUGACUUUCCACAGCGUGGUGGAUCGGUUCGUGGUGAAGAUGUGCCUUUUUGUCUGGGACUUCCAAUUUCUCCACUUUUUCCAUAUAAUUAUACAAAGCAGGAUAUUAAAAUUAGUAGGAUAUUGGUGCAAUACUUAGCGAAUUUUGCGCAAACAGGCAAUCCAAAUGGAAUAUCAUCAUCAACAUCAUCGGCAGACACAUCUCGCCCGUUCACCCACAAUCAUAUUGCAACGCCAAUUGGUGACCACAGUAAAUUAACCGUUACAAUGACCGAUAACAAUAAAAACAGCAUCGACAGUGGGCUGAAACAAAAAAGGCAAACUAAUUUCCGUCGAAAUAAAAGGAAUCAUCAUGAAUUGGUACAAGACGUUGAUUCCAGUGAAAGUGAUGAAGUAGAUGAAAAUGACGAUGAUGAAUUGGUCGAAAGUGCAGAAGAACAACCAAAUCAUCUAGAUCGGUUGGAUGAUAUUGCGAAUUUGCGAAUUCCUUUUUGGGAUACGUACGAUUCAAUUAAUCAACUGUAUCUGGAAAUGGGUAACAACAUUGAAAUAAGAAACCACUAUCGCGGACACAAGUUGUCGAUGUGGCUAAGUUUAAUACCUCAACUACAUUCGCCCGGUGAUAUAGCUGAGCUUUCCAUGCGACAUCAUCACUUUUUAGAAGAAAGUGCACAAUACUAUGAUGGAAUUGUAAGACCACAAAAUCUUCAACGACCCUCACUUCCCAAAGUCAUAUCACCGCCACCACCGCCACCGACAACAACAACCGCAACACAAGCACCGAAAACGGAACAGACAUCUGUUACCUCCGUACAAUCAACCACAACAGAAUGUCCGCCCAACACAACAAUUGUACCAACUCUUGCUGCAACACGUCCACAACAAAAUCAAGGCACAAAUUCAAUUACAACCAACAAUAAUUUACUUCGCCGUCUCGCCAAUACCCAAUAUCCAAGCUAUACAACAGCGCUGACGUUAACAGUAGCGGUUGGAUGUUUUUUGCUGUUAUUGAAUAUAUUGAUAUUUGCCGGCAUCUACUACCAAAGAGAAAAAAGAGCCACCGAUGCAAAGAAAAAAGAAGAAUUAACCGAGGCUGAAAUACGAUGCUCUCCAUCGAUCAACCAUGAUAAAUGUGGUAAAAGUAGCCGAAAAUCGAGUUUGCAAAGUGUGUCUGGAUUCAAUCCCGUACCGAAUUUCGGUGAAUACAGUUGUUACGAUGAAAAAAUCCAGUGCAAAGAGAAGCAUAAUUUAGCGGACAUAUGCAGUGUUGAAUUGCCACUGCAGGAAUUUAAAUGUGCCAACGGCAAUGAAUCAAACACAAGUAGUUUGAGACGAUCAAUGAAAUCAGACAGCUAUAAGCACAACUUAAACAAUUUAAUGCACUAUCCACCAACGUAUUCAUCACCACAUCCAUCCGAACCAGGCAGUAGCACAUCAAAUGGUCUAGUUAUGUACACUCAAUUCAAUCGGACAGCGUCAUCGACCACCGAACAGUGCAAUCAAUCAACACAGUCGGAUAUACCAGAUGUUCAAGAUGUGGGAACAGGUGUAAUGCAAACCGAUGUUGACGACAAUAACAGCGGUGAAUGCAGUCCAGGCAUUCCGGAACCGCCUCCACCGCCACGUUCAGCAGCACCGUAUGGCAUUUUACGGCAACAAGGUGGACCAUCGACACCAGCUGCAUCGAAAAAGCGAGUUCAAAUCCAAGAGAUUUCCGUAUGAUACACAGAAUUGUGUGUACAAAUCAUAAGCUGUUUGUCAAUCAAA
Messenger RNA from Bradysia coprophila, 5366 nucleotides. RefSeq lists its product as uncharacterized. Lineage: Eukaryota; Metazoa; Arthropoda; Insecta; Diptera; Sciaridae. The record is from RefSeq and is a predicted model, not a curated record.